This is a messenger RNA of Geodia barretti, 837 nucleotides long. NCBI's taxonomy places the organism in Eukaryota, Metazoa, Porifera, Demospongiae, Tetractinellida, Geodiidae. The record is from the annotation of a GenBank genome assembly.
AUGGUAAACUUCGGUCCACCGGACACUGUGCCAGAGAAAUUCAGCGACCGGCUGUUCUACCAGCACAAUCCGACAGUGACGUUGAUGCGGACAACCGCUGAAGAAACCGCUGAACUCGGACGCAUCAUGGCACGCAAACUGAGUGAAGCACAGGGACCCACAACAGUCAUUAUCCCCACCCAAGGCGUAUCAGCGAUUGACAAAACAGGGCAGCCUUUUGAUUCACAGGAAGCGCGCGAGGCAUGGCGCGAGAAUCUAAAAGCACACAUCGGUGCAGACACGCCUUGGCAACCGCCUUCUUCAGAGGUGAGCGGUUGGCAUAAGGAUGGCGAUUUCUUCCGUCAUUUUCUCGAUAGCCCAGAACAGGGACUGCUUACUAUCGUUGUCUGGUCGGAUAUUUAUCCAAAAAGCGGUGGGACAUUUGUAGCAUGCGAUUCUGUCCAGCAUGUCGCGCAGCGGUUGUAUGAGCAUCCAGAAGGAUUGCCGCCUGGCGGUUUCGGGAAACUCAUUGGAAAGUGCAAGGACUUUGCAGAGAUUACCGGAAAAGCGGGGGAUGUUGUGCUGCUGCAUCCGUUCAUUUUGCAUGCGGCUUCGCAGAAUCUGUCUGUCCGCGCUCGUUUUAUUACGAAUCCACCUGUCGGUCUUGCGGAACCGAUGAAUUUCAACCGUGAGAAUCCGGACGAUUUCUCGCCGGUGGAGUUAGCGGUGUUAGAUGGAUUGGGGAAAGACCGUUUGGAUUUCAAACCGACAGCACCGCGGGAACGUUUAGUGCCAGAGCGAGUUCAGCGUCAAAAGAAGAUGCUGGAGGAACAGAAGAAGCGACUCGAGAUCGGAUAG